CAGUUUUGUUAUCAGUUCUGCGCGCACCGCUUGAAAGUAAAAGUAGAGUGUUAGCUGACGUUUUUUAUUCAACUGGUUGCAUUUUAUGUAUUUGACGCUGGUUGUAUUUUAUGUAUUUUUAGAUAUGUUUUCUAUCAAGUUACUUGAGUGUUGAUCAACUUAAUUGAUCAUUUGGGCUGAUUUUUAUCUCAUCCACUGAUAACUGGCAAUUUAAAUAGUCAACUAUCAUAUUUUGUUACAGAAUUGAUUGUUGAUUGUUGUCGGUCAUCUCGACAUAAAUUUUAUUUUUUCAUUAUUUUGAAUGGUUUUUCUGUUUUUAAAGAGUGUGGUUGUAAACUAAUAUACGUACUUCAUGAGGGCAGUGUUAUCCCAAUAGUUUAAACACAGUUUCAAGUGUAUAUUAUGUUUGUCUUGUAAGCAGUAGUAGUACUACUGAAGUAGUUUAAAAAAAGUGGUGAACAAUUUUAAAAGCUGAGAAGAUGACUCAAAUAGAGAAUAAUGGAGAAAAAACAGUUGAGGAUUAUCAUGAACAAUUGGGAGGAAAAUUUGGCACAAGACACUGGCAGGCGUUGAUGCUAUUCCUGAUAAUCAUCAAUGCCUACGCGAUGCGGGUCAACUUAUCAGUCGGAAUCGUGGCCAUGACUGACAACUCAUCAAAUCCCCAUUUCCCGAAACUAGACUGGGACGCAAAAACAAAAGGGCUGGUGUUGAGUUCGUUCUUCUGGGGUUACAUUGUUACUCAAAUUCCGGCGGGGCACAUAGCGGGCAAGUUUGGGCCCAAGUUCCUCCUGGGGGGGUCCAUGGUGGUGUGUGGCAUUCUGACUCUCUUGACUCCCGUCAUCUCCAUGCAAGCUGGCUGGAAGUACUUGUGCUUUCUCCGCUUUCUGGAAGGUCUAUGUCAGGGUUGCGUUUAUCCGUGCAUCAACACACUGAUGUCGAAGUGGGCUCCACCAGCUGAAAGGAGUCGACUGUUUGCCUCUGUUUUUAGUGGCUCACAGCUAGGCACAGUGCUGACCCUGUUCGCGGCGGGCAUGCUGGCUGGAGGCGGGGGCGGCUGGCCGUCCAUCUUCUAUGUGACGGGGGCGGUGGCAGUGGGAUGUGCCCUGAUCUGGUUGGCAGCUGGCUCUGACAGUCCGGCUGAUCACCGUUUCAUCUCCGCCGAAGAGAGACGCUACAUUGAAUCGGCGCUAGUCCAUAGUUCGGCCAAGAGCAAGUCAAUGAAAGUACCGUGGAAGGCGAUAGCUACUUCUGGACCAGUCUGGGCCGUCCUGAUCACACAUCUGGCCCAGAACUGGGGCUUCUGGACACUCUUAACACUCAUGCCAACCUACAUCAACUCGGUGCUUGGAUUCAAUAUCAAGAGUAAUGGAAAGCUGUCUUCUCUACCCUAUCUUGGGAAUUUUAUUCUCACAUUGAGUUUUUCAUGGUUAGCUGAUGUGAUCUAUCAGAGGCGAAUCCUGUCAACGAGUACUGCUAGAAAGAUGUUCAAUAGUAUUGGUCUGUGGGGUGCCGCAUUCGCCCUAGUUCUGCUAGGCGCUGCCGAUCACUCGGUGACCAGUGCGGUGACUCUGCUCACUAUGGCCGUGGCCCUGAAUAGUGGCACUUUCAUUGGCUUCCUCGUCAACCACCUCGACUUGGCGCCCAACUUCGCCGGAGUCCUCAUGGGCAUCACCAACGGUAUCUCCAACAUCACCUCCAUACUGGGCCCUAUCUUCGCCGGCAUCAUACUUACUGAUGAGACUGAUGUGAACGAAUGGAAAGUAGUGUUCUACCUUUCGGCCGGCAUAUUCUUUUUCGGCAAUAGCAUUUUUGUUAUCUUCGGUACGGCUGAGGUUCAGAAAUGGAAUACACCUGAAGGCGAGUCUAAAAAGAAUGAUGAACCUUGACGUUUCUUUGGGAUGAUCAGAAACAAUAAUCAAUUGAAAUGUUGAAAAAAUCUGGAAUUGGGAAUCCAUCUCCAUGAGGUACUGAGGAUUUAAAUCUAGAAUUCAUAAAGUUCUGGCAAUAUCUUGUGAACUUAGGCAUUGCUACUAAUGCUUUAAGUCCAAUGUUCAUCAAUUUAUUAUUUGAGAACUCAAAUUGAUCAUAUGAUUGAUCUAAAAUUAUAAUUUUUUGUCAUUGCCAAAUCAAUGUAAGGUCUGUUGCGUCAUAGGUAGGUACUUUAAUCUUAAUAGGUACUUUAGAAUAUAUGCUUGUUCAAAUCGUGGAAAAAUUGAGUAAGCUAUUGUACGCAAUUACUAUAUCAUAGAAUUUGUGUGUGACCUAAGUAGUCUAGCUACUAUUGUAUUUUGACAUUUUUUAAAAUUCAAGUGACCCAAAAUUCAAUUUAAUCUGGACAUGGAGCAUAUGCUAAAUAUGAUUUUAAUAAUGAUUAUGACACGCGUACACUUUUAACAGUCUGUGACUCUAUCUUCACUGGGUAUCCAAUGAUUUCCUACCAUAUAUUUGUAGUUAUAGAGCCAAAUCUACCAGUUAGUUGAAUAUUAUUAUGUGUGAUAAUUACACGUUAUUUUCAAUCAUGGUCUUUGAUUAGAUACAUACUCUCUUUCAUCAGGAUAUCGUUACAUAUUUUUCUGAUAGUGAAAGAUUUUAUUUUCCCAAAAAAUGUUAUUGUUUGAAAUAUUAUAUUCAAAUAUUUUUUUAUUGAAUUUAUUGUGAGGAAGACCUUUUUGAAUCUGAAUUUCAAUACCUAUUGUUCUUUAUGUCUGUGAUGUUUUAAUAUAGUAUAAUUUAUUACGCACAUUGAUUGGAAGGCUUAUAUUAUACAGUACAAUUGUGCAGUACAAAAAUGAUCAUAAUUUAGUACAAAUUUAAUGCAUUUCAUGAAAUAACUAAUAUUUCCUGUAGUUAAACUACAUCAUUAUAUUUGCAUUAUGAUAUAUUAAUACA
This is a messenger RNA of Nilaparvata lugens (brown planthopper), 2889 nucleotides long. Its product is annotated as putative inorganic phosphate cotransporter. Gene Ontology annotation, biological process: monoatomic anion transport; transmembrane transport. Gene Ontology annotation, cellular component: plasma membrane. The transcript has 10 exons. Lineage: Eukaryota; Metazoa; Arthropoda; Insecta; Hemiptera; Delphacidae. The coding region runs from base 480 to 1886 and encodes 468 amino acids. The record is from RefSeq and is a predicted model, not a curated record. Gene Ontology annotation, molecular function: transmembrane transporter activity.